CACCUUUGUAAAUAUAGGGGAAGUCUGUCCUGGAUUUCUGUUGUUACCAGUUUCGAAGUGAAUUAUAUCCGAUUAUUCCAUCCGUUUAACCUUUAAUUGUGCAGGAUGAGCGCACAGCAGAUUCUGAAAGUGUUCGUCACGAGACGCAUUCCCCAGGAGGGCAUGAAAAUACUCCAAAAAUCCGGCCUGUGUAAUUUGUCAGUGUGGGACUCUGAUGAGCCUGUGCCCCGGGCAGAACUUCUGAAGGGGGUGGCAGGUGCUCACGGGAUUCUCUGUUUACUCUCAGACAAAAUUGAUACUGAGGUCUUGGAUGCUGCUGGUCCCAACUUGAAAGUGAUCAGCACAUUCUCUGUUGGAUUUGACCACCUUGCUAUAGAUGAGAUAAAGAAACGAGGUAUAAGAGUAGGCUACACUCCUGAUGUUUUGACGGAUGCUACUGCUGAGCUAACAGUGGCUCUGCUUUUGACCACUGCCCGACGUCUUCCCGAGGGUGUAGAAGAAGUGAAAAAUGGCGGCUGGAGUACAUGGAAGCCUCUGUGGCUGUGUGGUUAUGGUCUUUCGGGCAGUACUGUCGGGGUGAUUGGAUUGGGCCGCAUAGGUUUGGCCAUUGCAAGACGACUUAAGCCGUUUGGUGUGAAGAGACUGCUGUACACUGGCAGACAGCCCAAACCUCAGGCCCAAGAGGUUGAUGGGGAAUAUGUGCCAUUAGACAAUCUGGUGAGCGAGAGUGAUUUUGUGGUGGUGUCCUGUUCUUUGACUCCUGACACUCAGGGCCUUUGUGACAAAACCUUCUUCAGCAAGAUGAAGAAAACUUCAAUCUUUAUCAAUACCAGCAGAGGGGCAGUUGUGAAUCAAGAGGACUUGUUUGAAGCCCUCAGCAGUGGUCAGAUUGCAGCAGCAGGGCUUGACGUCACAACCCCUGAACCUCUGCCCACUGGACACCCACUUCUAACUCUUAAAAACUGUGUGGUCCUCCCUCACAUCGGAAGCGCUACCUACACCACACGUGGUGUCAUGAGUGAACUCACUGCAAACAACUUGCUGGCAGGCUUGACAGACUCUGAAAUGCCCAGUGAACUGAAAAUGUAGUGUUCUUGCUUGUGCCUUGUACCAACAGAAAAAAAAGUCAGUACUGUGACAUCUAACCAUUAAAUGCACUACAUGAACUUUAAUGAAAUUAAAGUGGAUUAUUAUUUCACCUGGAUAAUUUCUAUUAUAACUGGAAUAACAUGCUUUGAUACGUUUAUCUUGCUCAUUUGUUCUACUAUGGUGGUUCACAUUUGAAGUCAUUAAACCCAAAUUGUUGAUUAAAAACAUUGAAUUAAUUAUAUGGCUUUUAUUUAUGCAACAAUAAUAGAUUUAUCGUAACUCCUGUAUUUGGCAUCUCAUGGAGAAGCACAUUUCAAGUAGCCGAGUCACGUUUUCAAAACAUCAGGAAUUAAAUACAAUGUGAAUGACAUAGUUAUUAAAUAAUUUUAUUUUUUAAAAUGAAAUCAUUUAUAAUGCAUGUUCAGUUUUUACCCUUGCAACACUUCUGUUAUAUAACACUUCCGUUACGAGUGUAAGAAUUAAUCUAAAUGUACCACAGGGAUUUUUUUUUUAUAUUGAAGCAAAUCAUAUAAAUCUCUGCUCUAUGAUCCAAGUUCAAAUUGCAACUCUGUCAAAGCGAAUAACUGAUGAACAAUUUAUUGCUUAGACCUUAGUGAACAUGCCAACAUUCUGGUAGACAUCUCUUGUUUGCAAAUGAGAUAGGAUGAGAACAAAUUUAAGUACAUUCAAUUGCAACUAAUAAAAAAA
Molecule: messenger RNA, 1797 nt
Organism: Pimephales promelas (fathead minnow)
Lineage: Eukaryota; Metazoa; Chordata; Actinopteri; Cypriniformes; Leuciscidae
Gene: grhpra
Product: glyoxylate reductase/hydroxypyruvate reductase a
Cellular component (GO): cytosol
Molecular function (GO): glyoxylate reductase (NADPH) activity; hydroxypyruvate reductase (NADH) activity; NAD binding
Source: RefSeq, a predicted model, not a curated record